This is a messenger RNA of Danio aesculapii, 5900 nucleotides long. RefSeq names its product transforming, acidic coiled-coil containing protein 1 (gene tacc1). Lineage: Eukaryota; Metazoa; Chordata; Actinopteri; Cypriniformes; Danionidae. The record is from RefSeq and is a predicted model, not a curated record. Gene Ontology annotation, cellular component: cytoplasm. Bases 550 to 2814 code for a protein of 754 amino acids. The transcript is spliced from 13 exons. Gene Ontology annotation, biological process: mitotic spindle organization; cerebral cortex development; cell population proliferation.
CUACCGAAACCACGGAGCCCCCCUCUCCCUUCUCUUCAACCUCGGUCUGUGCUCCCUACUUUUGUUUUUCAUGAGAGAGGCAGUUCUGCUUUGGAAGGACGCUACCAUUCCUACGCCAUGGGGGCUGCUGGAUCAGCUGGACCAGAGAUGCAGGCGCUCUCCAUUUUCCUCCCCCCAUUAGUUUCUUCUCAAUAGUCCGAUCCUGAAAAGGAGGGGUUGAUGGGGGAGUUAUCUGGCAGCCAGCUGAUCUUUGCUGUGGUAUUCUGCGAGGGAAAGGAGGAGACUGAAACUCUUCGCUACUCAGCUGUACUGACAUAGAGGAAGCUGCUGUGAGAGACAUCAACAGUCGCGUGAGAGGAAGGAAGCUGUGAAGCUUUUGCGACGAAAACAUGAAACGCAGCUUCAAGACCACGUGAAGUGUUGCCUGAGAAAAACAUCAGCAAGAGAGGAGGAGAGAAAUAGAGGCAAGGAGAGACUGACUCACUUGUUUGGAUUCGCCCACAAAGUGUUCCUGUAGACGCUUGGCGUGUCACCAGCAGGAGGUUAAAGAUGUCUUGGCUGUCACCCGUCCAGUGGGCCAAAUGGACCUGGUCUGCUGUUAGAGGAGGAGGAGAGGAAGAAGAUGACACUGGUUUGGGGAUGAACGACGAUCCCCUCAUGGAAGAGGCACGAGAGGCUAUACCACGAUACCAAGAGGACGACGAAAGAUCUCAUGGCUGCAGUUCGGAUUCAGAAGGACAGUUUGAGACGCCUGAGGCUGAGACACCUGUCCAUCAGCCAUUUAAAGAACUAUCAGCACUGGAUCAGCCAAUCACAGAGAGCUCAGGUUUCUCUGAAGAAUAUGUAAAUAAUUUGUCUGCCAUCACAACAAAAACCCAGAAUCUGACCUUGGACAAGGGCUUUCCUGAGGAUGUACCUGCCGCAGUUCUGCGGCAGAGCAGUCUGGACUCCACCCCAACCCUGAAACCUAAGUACCAGCUUUCCUCUGUUGACAUGGAUGUGGACCAGCCUGAUCCUGCUGAUGCAAUUGCAACAGAACACAGCAAUAUCUGCAAUGGUCACAUUGAAGAACCAUCAUCAAAACCACAGACCAAGUCUCUCAAGGUUAGACCUCCUUCUCUUAAAGUGAAGUCCCCACUGAAUGGUGUUGACCCCAACGAGGUGGACGACGAUCCUCCGAUACUUCCGAAGGGAAGCUAUAACUUUGACCUUGAUCAGUUUAAUGAAACCAUGAAUCCAUUUGCAAAUGGAGGGUCCAAGUUGCAGAAUUCUCCACCUGCCAAUGCCAGUAUUCCUAAAUCAGAGUUGACAGAUGAAAUUCCUGCACAGCCAGUUUUGCUUGAGAUUGGACUUGAUGAUGCUGAAGUUAAGACAGAUCCACCCAAAAAAUCUGGAAAAAAGACAAGCAGCAAGCUGACUACUCCAAAAAAAUUGCGACCGAAAGCUGCAGAAACUGCAGCUCUACCACCAGAGACAUCCUCAGAACAAAACCAACCACCACCUGAAAACGUGGAUCUCGUCAACAUUGAUGAUAUUCCGAUUCCUAAGAAAUCCUACAACUUUGACCCAAAUCAGUGGGACGAUCCCAACUUUGAUCCAUUUGGUGGGAAACAAAAACUUAACAGCUCGCCGACGGUUCCUAAAGGAUCGUAUAGUUUUGACUUUGAUGACUCUGUUGACCCUUUUAAGCCAUCAAAGUCUAUAGGUGGAAGUGACACCGUUAAACCAACAUCUGAGAAGCUAACAGACAAACUCAAACCUGAGGGAACUCCAGAGCAGCGAAAGAAAGCUGGACAGUCUCCGAAGAAAAGCAAAGACAGGAUCAUCACGAAUUCAUGUAAAGUCAAGAAGUAUGAGAAUCAGUCCUUGGUCCUGGAUGUCUGCGAUCAGGAGAAUGAUGUGCAGGAGGAUGCUGGCUCUAAACUGUCCAACCGGGUCCAUCAUGCCACAGAUGAAGAGAAAUUAGCCUCCACUGUCAUGAUCCAAAAGGACGGGACGGAGGAGUUUUCAGACUACAAACCAACCAACUGUACCAAGACUGCAGAUGAUCUGCCAGUAGGAAUAACAGAGCAGUUUGAAGAAAAAGAUCUCUCCUCUCCGAGUGAGAGUCUGUGCAAAAGUCAUACUCUGAGCUCUUCAGACAGUGAGACCAUAGUGAAGACAAGUCCAGGGCUCGAUUCCAUCCCUCUUAGUGAGAUUGAUAAAGCAGCGGUGCUCACGCUGAUCAGAGAAGAGAUAAUUGCCAAAGAAAUCGAAGCCAAUGAAUGGAAGAGGAAAUAUGAGGAGGGUAAACUGGAGGUCACUGAAAUGAGGAAAAUAGUGGAUGAGUAUGAGAAGACGGUAGCGCAGAUGAUAGAAGACGAGCAGCGAAAGAACAUAGGAUCUCAGAAAAGUGUCCAGCAGUUGACUUUAGAGAGAGAUCAGGCCCUCGCUGACCUCAACUCAGUGGAACGAUCGCUGUCUGACCUGUUCAGACGCUACGAAAACAUGAAGACUGUCCUGGAGGGCUUUAAGAAGAAUGAGGAAGUGCUGAAGAAGUGUGCUCAGGAUUACCUUACACGCGUGAGGCAGGAGGAACAGCGUUAUCAGACCCUCAAAAUCCACGCUGAGGAGAAACUUGACAAAGCGAAUGAGGAAAUAGCUCAGGUGCGAUCUAAAGCCAAUGCAGAGAGUGUGGCGCUAAACGCCAGCCUGAGAAAGGAGCAGAUGAAGGUGGACUCCUUGGAGCGGGCGCUCGAACAGAAGAAUCAAGAAAUUGAAGAGCUCACUAAAAUUUGUGAUGAGCUCAUUGCAAAACUGGGCACAACGGACUAAGAGAAAGGAAAUCCUGCUUAUAAUGCCUUGCCAAACCCACCCCAACCAACAACAUCUGUGGAUCUCCCAUUGCAUUUUUUUUCCUUUUGGGAAAGGAGUCACUUUUCCAUGAGUCUGGCUCAGGCACUGGAAGAAUCAACAAGAUAUGAGCUGUAGAAUCAAAUAAAACGGCCCCAGACGCUCUUUACAGAAUCAAAAAGUGCUGAUGUUGGACUUGCACCUCAAUUUGGUUGUAUAAAAUACGGAGGGCUGGAAAAACCACCCACAUUUCACAUUUCUUUGUGUGUGAGUGCGCAUUUGGGAGAAACUCUGUGUUCAGAUGUUCGCGUAAAGGAACAGACAUGCAUUGAGGGACAUUGGCCUUGUUCAUAGUUUACAUGAUCGCACUGCUGCUAUUUAUAAUGGAGGGAGCAAAUCAUAUUAUAGACAACUUCUUUUAGAUACGUUACUUGCUUUGGAAAGUACUGUAAGUGUUACCUGUGUAAUUAUUUGAUUAUAUGUUAGAGGCCAUGAUAUGGAUUUGAAAGCAAUGUUCCAGGUUCAGUGCAAAUAAGUAGAAUCAGUUGAAAUAAUUGGUGGUUUAAUGCUAAUGACUACAAAAAUAUCUCCCCGAACUUGUCUCAACAAUCUAGGCUACAGUGAGGCACUUAUAAAUGUGUGAAUGGUAAAUACGGUAAAAAACAUCAAUAUACAGUUGAAGUCAGAAUUAUUAGCCCCCCUGUUUAUGUUUUUUCUACAAUUUCUGUUUAACAGAGAACAUAUUUUUUUCAACACAUUUCUAAACAUAAUAGUUUUAACAACUCAUUUUUAAUAACGGAUUUUUUUUUAUCUUUGCCAUGAUGACAGUAAAUUAUAUUUUACUAGAUAUUUUUCAAGACACUUCUAUACAGCUUAAAGUGACAUUUAAAGGCUUAACUAGGUUAAUUAGGUUAACUAGGCAGGUUAGGGUAAUUAGGCAAGUUAUUGUAUAAUGAUGGUUUGUUCUGUAGACUAUUUUGACCUUAAAAUGGCUUUAUUUAAAAAUUAAAAACUACUUUUAUUCUAGCCAAAAUAAAACAAAUAAGACUUUCUCCAGAAGAAAAAAUAUUAUCAGACAUACUGUGAAAAUUUCCUUGCUCUGUUAAACAUCAUUUGGGAAAUACAUAAAAAAAUUCAAAGGCAGGCUAAUCAUUCUGUGUUCAACUGUGUACUUCAGUAGUGUAAAAUUAAAUUCAAUUGUACUUUGUUGCCAUAGCAACAAAAGCUUUAAACCCUAAAAACAUAAUUAAACAUAAUUAAAUAGCAAGUGCAUGUUUUAACUGAAGAGUAAUAUAGUGCUUUUAUAAAAUUAUAAGCUAAAUACUAAAUACGUCUGUUUUUAAAUCUCCUGUUGUAAGUGCCUCACUCAUUAUUACAUCAUAAUGGCAUUCUGACAUUGCCGUAUACAUUAUGACAUCACAAUACCCAUUAUGACGUCAUAUCGCAUGAUGGGUAUUAUAGACCCAAUCCCAACCCCUCAUUUUGCGCGUUCUUGUGAAGGGGUAAAGGUGUCCCAAUUCUUUUUAGCUUUAAGCCGUAAGGGCUAAGGGGAAGGACUAGAUACCGCUUGAAAUGGAGAUUUGUCCACACUCAAAACCAAGGGGUAAGAAAAUUACGUCUGCACACACGACUGUCAUUAUUAAGAAUUUUUCACAGCAAACAAGCAUAUGUUUUAAUACAAUCAUAACCGCACUCGUGUUUUACCAUCAUGCUUUAAAAGAAAACGCUAAAAUAAAAACCGCUAAAUUUUGUUAUCUAUAAUCCCAAAUAAUAACUCCUGUAUAGUAGUUCCACAUCAUUCUGUCACUCGAUGACACUCGAAAACCCUCUCAGAAAAGUCUAGUGACCGAGAAUGAGCUUUUUACAGUGUCUGCAACAAUGGUAAUGUUGUUCUUGGUGUGUUUACAUAGAUGAAAAUGGCCACUGUGUAAAUACACAGUACAGUUACGAUCUUAUUGCCACAUUACAUCGUAAUGAUUUACAUGAUAUAUGCCUUCAGUGAUUUCCUGAAAAUAAAUACCAAAAAAAUAAAGCAACUGGAUUAACUACAAAAGUCGUGGUCAUCGAUCUCAUAUGAAGCAAGAGAUCGCGAUGACAUAUGUUGAUGUGUGCAAGUGUUGUAGUGCUGUCCCAUUUCUUAGGGGUAUAUUUUGAAGCCCUUCCCCUUCACACACUGUUUCAGGGGCCAAGGGGAAUGGGUAGGGGUACAAAAAUAGAAUUGGGAUUGGGCCAUAGUGUCAACGGUAUUGAAUUCGUGAUAUUCCAUAUCUUUUAGCACGUUCAGAACUUGUAAAUGGUUUGUAGAUCCAUGCCCUGUUUUUCUUGAGGGAUUUUUAGGUGACAUAUGAUCAUAAUUUUUCCUAUUUCCAGAUGUUCUGAUGGUUUAAUUGUUUCUAGUCAUUGCCUCAUUGUCAUAAUCGUUCAUAAUUAUCCAAUCAAAAUGCUUGCUUUGCAAAAUUGGACAGCACAGAAGCAAACUGAAAGCACUUAUUGAUGAAAUGCUUAAGUUUUCAUUGUUUGCAUGAAUUAUGAAGUUCGUCCCAAGUUUACUGUCUGUUUUCUUGUGCUGAGUCAAUUGAUGCCUGUGGACAGAAUCACUUUCAAAACAUUCAAUGAAUUGUUACUAGAAUCGACAAUCUUUUCCCAGACUUGCUGCAGUAUGUGCCUAAAUUGCUAAAGUGAUGCUUUCUAUUGGCUGUUGUUGUUGAUGUUGUUUAUACCCACAAUUCCUCUGUGCUACAGUAUCUUAUGCAAUAUUUCAAGCUCAGAAUAACCAACUGCCAAAUGAAACCGCUCUUCAUGUGCCAAACAUUAUCGGGUCGUGUGGAGAAAUGGAGCCUGUAAAUUGACAUGUUAUUGUUUGAAGAAGAUGUUGCUGUUCUUCACAGUACUCACUGACCUGUGUAUAUUUUUAUGAAAAGAUAGAAGUUCUUUUAUUGUGUUAUUAAUGUUUGUAAAGUGGAAGAGAGAGAGAGAUAGAGAGAGUUGCACAGAUAUCCCAUUGACUAAUAUAUAUUUUGUGCAUAAAUGCAUUCCCUGAAUAAAGUAAUAAUUAGCUUGAUGAAUAA